AUGCAAAGCCCGAGCAAAUUGCCUGAUCCAUCUGUCUCUACUCCCCCAGGAGUGUUGGGGCACCAAGGUUGGGCUGACCUCCCAGAUAAACUGCUUCACUCCAUUGUUCCUCUGUUGGGAUCUUUCCUCGACCUUAUCGCGUUUGCUAGCACCUGUCGUUCUUGGCGUGCCGCCUUCUCUUCAUACCCAUCCAAGUCGACCUUCUGCACCAAACUCCCGCCUCUCCUCGUCCGGCCCAAUGUCCGUGUCCAAGCCCCUCAUCUACCUUCUAGCAAUGGUCGUCACAAGCUACGCACAUGUAAGGUCAUUGAUCUAGCCAACCAGAACAUAGCCCUUCGCUGCCAGAUUCCUCAAGAAACUUUUCAGAGGAUGCGCUUUGCUGGUUCUUCAUAUGGGCAACUCAUCUGCUGCCGCCGAGGAAAUUGUCUUAUUGUUGAUGUGUUCACUGGUGCUGAGGUUUCACCUCCAUGUCUCCCAUUCAGUGGCGACUGUGAAGAGGAGUUCUACUUUGGUGGCACCCUGACAGCUCCCCUUGCAUCACCCAACUGCCAUCUCCUUGUCAGCACCCGAUCCUCCCUGUUUGAUUGGCCGGUUGGAAGCGACUCUUGGUCUGAAAUCAAGCUUUCUGAUGCACGGAUAGAUCAGAUUGUGGAAUUCAAUGGCCAGUUCAUUGCCAUGGAUUAUUCUCAGAGGAUCUACUUUCUGAAGUUAGCCCCCCAGCUUGGCCUGCAGGAGAUAACUACCAAGUGGUGGGACGGCAUGACUGAGUGCCCAUAUCUAAGACCAUGGCUGGUGGUUUGCGGUGAUAUGCUUCUCAUGGUUGACCAUUAUGUGAGCCUAUCAUUUGGAGCACCAGUCUUGUAUAAACCCUACCGCCUUGAUAUGUCGACAAGACCUGCAAAAUGGGUGGAGGUGAAGAAGCUGGACAACUCGGCACUCUUUGUAGGGGGUGAUGUGAGGAGCCCGCCGUUUUCUUGCUUGAGCCCAGAGAAGUGGGGAGGGACGAGCAACCGCCUGUACUACGCCCAUUACUCUCAGCCUUGGAGCGUACAUGGCUUUGGUGAUGCGGCAGAUGCUGCGUGGGAUCCUUCCACCGACCCUGAUCUUGUGUACAAGAGAAACUGGUACGGCCAGCUUCAGGCCUUCUGGGUGUACCCAAGCAUGUUCUAUUCCGAUGGCCAGUGA
Messenger RNA from Triticum turgidum subsp. durum (durum wheat), 1185 nucleotides. The record is from the annotation of a GenBank genome assembly. NCBI's taxonomy places the organism in Eukaryota, Viridiplantae, Streptophyta, Magnoliopsida, Poales, Poaceae.